AAGUGUUGUCUUCGUCGUCGUCUUAGUGUACGGUUUAACGUUAUAUGUAACGUUGUUUCUUCUCUUCAGAAAGUAAAACAUUGGCUAGCUAGGUGGUUGCCUUGUUCUCACAGUUACACCCUGUCUCGGCGUUAGCCGACUAAGUUACCCUUGUUUCUUUAUUUAGUUUGCAGCUGCAUCCUUUUUGUUAGUAGCGUUAGCUGCUAGCAUACAUAACCCAUAACCCCCAAAAGUGGGUGGAUGUUUGGGAGCGCGGCGUCUGCAGCAUAAUUAAAACAUGGCGGACUCGGAGGAAUUUAGACUUAAACGAUUAAAGCAUGAGGAGCGCCUGUCCAGAGUGUUUGACGAAGUGAUGGGGCUUGGAGACUUUGCUGACUCCUCCAGGAGCUCUUUCAUCUCUUCCCCAAGUGGAGGUCCGGACGAGACAAAGGGAGUAGACAAAACUUCAGGACAAGGGGAACACCAGCCGGUAGAAGAAGAGGAUAGCAGCAGCAGCAGACCGGAAGAAAAGAUGGAUGAGGGGAUGGGAGAGUCAUCCUUUCCUCGCAUUUCCUCCCCUUCCUCUGUCCGAAACUCCUCGUUUACCAUGGGAACCAGCGAAGGAGGAGGAGGGGGAGGAAGUGGAGGGGCAGCAUUUGAUGAUGCACUGGAUGGCCUUCCUUCAUAUGGGCCAGAAGAAGAAGAAGAAGGAGGAGGAGGAGGAGGAGGAGGAGGAGGAGGAGAAGAAGAAGAAGAAGAAGAAGAAGAAGAAGAAGAAGAAGACUGGCACUUUGCCAUGCAAAUGGAAACCCUUGAGGAUGUUAACGUGGGCAAGACAAACCCAGAAAGAGCCCAACCAGGAGUGGGGAACAACGCAACUCAAGACAAACCCUUUGCUCGUCAGCCCAGAGAGGAGCAAGAGCGGGAAGGGAGCAGUGGGUCUGCUAACACCUCCCACUCCUCCCAGGACAAUACACCUGACAACAGCCGAGAUGGAGGUGUCCUGAACCAGACAGAUGAGACCGAAGAUAGCCAGCAGGGAGAGAGGUCAGACGCAGCCCCAAUGGCGGACAGUAAUCCCCCAAUGUCUCCUAGUAUCAAUAUUAAAGAUGAGCCCAUUGAUGAGGGCUACGACGCUGCUUUACUGCCUCAGAGCUCCAUCAGACAAAUCAAAGAGGAGCUGGAGCAUCAGGAGGAGGAGCUGAGGAUCAGCUCUGUCUACUCUGUAGGUGGAGGGAACACCUUUGCAUCUCCUACCGUGCCAGCUGCAGUCCCAGCUCCUACUCCGACGGCCAUUUUUAUCCCAGGUAGAGGACAGCAUGUCCUACAAGCUAUAGCUCCCCUCCCUCUCAGACCACCAGCUCCAAUCCCCAGUUCACUACCAGCUCUGGUACCUGCACCCCCACGCCCACCUCCGCCCGCCGUUCCUGGUAGCGUUCGCUGCAGUGGCUGCUCUAAGGUUCUUCUGAAAGGCCAAACAGCAUUCCAAAGGAAAGGUUCGACGCAGCUCUUCUGCUCGACAGUCUGUCUGACUGGUCAUCUGCCUCCAGCUAACAAGAACCGAUCCUGUUUUCAGUGCAACAGGGAGAUUCUUCAGCCCAGGGACAUGAUCACGAUUCCAUCAGACGGCAACACCUACUUUUACUUCUGUGGCCAGUUCUGUUUGUCUGUCUUUAGACACAAGAAGAAAACUGUUGACAAAGUUCCUGAUAAAUGGGCUGACAAACGAGUGGAGAAGAAACCUGAGAAGCCACCUGAGAAACCAGCGGAGCGCCCACCUGAAAAACCCUUCUGCAGUGUCUGCAGAGUCUCCAAUAGGCAGAUUGAGCAUGAGGUCACCCAUCAGGGUCGUCUGCACAGACUCUGUAGUAAUGCUUGUUUUGUAACAUGGCGCAAGAUGCGGCAGUUAGCCAUGAACUGCUGUGAAGGCUGCGGACUUUACUGUAGUAGCAGCUCAGGCUCCUGUCAGACGCUCACAAUUGAAAGAACUCAGCUCAACUUCUGUGGUCCUACUUGUAUUGGCACCUACAAACAGACCUGCAGAAAGACGGUUACGUGUGCCUACUGUCACAAAAUGGCUGUAGUAUCCUCCACCCUUAUGGAACGAGACCAAAGGGGCAAAGUUCAGCUUUACUGUUCAUCUUCUUGUGUGGAACAGAGUCGACCACCCCCACACAUUCUCACAGGUGCUGCAUUCCCCUGCUGCCAGUGCAGGGUGUCAGCUGUUCCUCAGUAUCAUCUGGCCAUGGUGGACGGCACCAUUCGUAACUUCUGCUCCUAUGACUGUGUUUCUACAUACCGGAAGUCCGGGGACACCUCUCAGCCAGACCUGACCAAUGGAACCUCUGUUCUCAGGGACUCCCUCAGAGAUCCCCCCAAAGCCGGGCCCUUUCCCGGAGCAAGCUCAGUCCCUCCCAUCCCUCAGGACUACCCAUCUUCAGUGCCCUACUCAGGCCACCAUCCCAGUCAUACCUCAGUGCCCCCACUGGUGCCCCACUACCCAGCUAUGUCCUCCCCCUCUGUCCCUGGGCAAGCCCAGGCCAGAGCACCUGCUGAUCACUCCUUGAAACCAGCAGAAGGCGGGCCCAGUGACCCCUCCAAGCUGAACUGCCAUCAGUGCAGCAAACAAUUCAACAUGAAGCCGCUGCUAUUCAGUAACCAAGGUCGUAUUUCUAUGUUCUGCAGUAGGACUUGCUGUGAUCAGUAUAAAACCCAGAAGAACAUCCUGAUGGUGUGUGAGUUCUGUAAACAGGAGAAAGUGCCCUUUGACAUCAUCAGUUACAACCAACAGGACCUGAUCUUCUGCAGUGAGAACUGUAAGCUUCUCUUCAAACAUGAUAUUACAUCUCGUAACAAGGAUCAUCCCUGGCGUCCCUGCACCUACUGCUCCGGCAUCGGCCAGAAGAUGCUGCACAGUCACUACGGAGGCAAGAUGGAGGAGUUCUGUAAACCCCACUGCAUGUCCCAGUACACCGUGCUCUACUAUGGGAUGGGUCGAUGUGACAGCUGUAGGAAACAAAGCUAUAUGACGGAGAAGCUGCAGUGUUUGGGUUCAGUCCGUAAUUUCUGCAACCUGCCCUGCCUGUUGCAGUACUGCCAUCUGCAUUUUGAGACGAGCCAGCACACCAGCAGUAAUGGUACUGGAGAGGCCCCACAAGCACCAUAUGCGCCAACCCAGCCCCACCACUCCUCAAAAAUGAAUCCUGUCAUAGCUGGUGUCGUGUCACUGGCCAAUGGCUCUGCCACUCAGCCCAGUGUGUCAGCAGAUACUGCUCUUACUGGAGCACUUCCAACCUCCAGCGUUGACGGCAAGAACCUAGACCAUGCCAGUACUCAGACUGAUGCCAUGGGAGUGCCUGUGUCCCGUCGACGUCAAAUGAAGAACAAGUCGGUUCUGUGUCGGCCCUUCACUAUGGACCAAGAGAGCAUGUGCCAGCUGCCCGCACCUUCCACUGAUUUAGCAGCUCCAUCUCUGUUUUCAGUUAGCUCCCCUUCAGGAGAGGAGAAGGUGAAGGUGUUGAUUGUGCCGGUCCCAGUACCGGUCUUCAUUCCAGUGCCUAUGAACAUGUACUCCCAGCACACACCUGUUCCAAUGGCUAUGCCUGUGCCCGUUCCAGUACCUAUGGUAGUACCACCACAGAAAAAGGACAUGAAAGAUGCAGCGGUCCAGUCAGAGCCUUUGGCUGUGGAGGAAGAAAAACCGAAAGAUAGGCCUGUUUACAGUGCAGACCAAAGCAGAUCUUACAGUGGAAAUAUGAAUACAGAGGUUGUCACUCCCAUAACCCGUGAAGAUCAGGAGACAGAAAAAGCAGUACAAGCCGACCUGCCACUUACUGUGAGUUCAGAGAGGAGCCCAGAGUCGACUGUUCUCCUACUUAAUACCCAGCCAGAGAGGAGCCCAGAGUCGACUGUUCCCCUACUUAAUACCCAGCCAGAGAGGAGCCCAGAGUCGACUGAUCCCCAACUUAAUACGCAGCCAGAGAGGAGCCCAGAGUCAACUGAUCCCCAACUUAAUACCCAGCCAGAGAGGAGCCCAGAGUCAACUGAUCCCCAACUUAAAACCCAGCCAGAGAGGAGCCCAGAGUCGACUGAUCCCCAACUUAAUACCCAGCCAGAGAGGAGCCCAGAGUCAACUGAUCCCCAACUUAGUACCCAGCCAGAGGGGACCACGGCAACAAGCGAUCCACCUACCACCAGUGCUGAGCAUCAACCCCCGUCCUCUCCAAUGAUGGACUUGGAGACUGACAUCCCGUCCGAAUCGUUGGAUCAGACAUUAGCUGCUCCACAGCGAGGAGUGAAGAGGCCCAGAGAAGGUUUCACCAGCCGGAAACGAGGUCGAAGGCGAACUGUUGCAUCGAACCGCAGUGCAGUGGUGACUCCAGCCGCCUCUAAACUGGACCACCUGUAUGGAGUUAAAGCCUGGAAGAGCUGGGUCCAACAACGAAACAAGCACCAGAGAGAAUCCAAUCCAGUGGAUAUUAAAGAAGACAUCCUUCAGUGUGACUCUGCUGAGCUCAGCUAUGCUCUGUCUUGCUUCAUCAGAGAAGUGAGACGGCCCAAUGGAGAGACCUACAGCCCAGACAGCAUCUUCUACCUCUGUCUGGGGAUACAGCAGUAUCUGUUCAUGGAGGGCCGCAUAGAAAACAUCUUUAAUGACCCGCUGUACAGUCAGUUUGCUACCAAGAUCAGUGGGAUGCUGCACCUCUGGAAACCUAAAUUACUACCUAAUGGUGUUACUGUUUCCUCCCGUAUUGUGGAGUCCUACCUGUGGGAGUGUAAGCAGCUGGGCGCCUACUCCCCCAUAGUGUUGCUCAACACACUGCUCUUCUUCUGCACAAAGAACUUCCGCUUCAACACGCUGGCGCAGCAUCAAAGCCUCUCCUUCACCAACUUCACUCGACGCUCCAGACCCUGCAACCGAGCCGGCAAAGUCCACUACCUCCGAUACCAGAGAAGCAGCGCUGCCACACCCCACACAGAGCGAUACAGAAAAAGGCAGGGAGAGGAAGAGGGAGACCUAGAGAUGUGUGAAAAUGUCGCCAAUCCUCUACACUGUCCCGUCAGACUCUAUGAGUUCUACCUCUCCAGAUGCCCUGAGUCAGUCAAGAGUAGGUCUGACCUGUUUUUUCUGCAGCCUGAACAGUUUGUGCACCCUCAAAGUUCCCACUGGUACACCUUUCAACCGUUAGAGGGCGCCACUCUACAAAGCAUGCUCACGCGCAUCCUGGCCGUCAGAGAGGUUCACCAGGAACAUGAAGCAGCCCAACAUCAGUCCCCAGCCACUGCUGAUAAUGACAGUUUACAGUGAUAUGGAGCUCUGCCUAUUCACACCCUGCUUAUGAUCUUCUCUGCAACAGAAACCUUCGCCGAUGCUGAACAGUUCUCAGUGAACUGCAGCCGUAGGUACGCCCAUCAGUCAUUCAGACGAAGGUUGACGGGUCUCUGAAAAGGAAGACCGAACAAAGACACAAUGAAAGGGGGACAAACGAGACAAACUUAAAGAACGUUACAAAAAAGUGUGGGAUCGUUGUAUUUAGUAACCUCAGUAGUUCCCCACAUAAACGCACAAUGAGUUUACAAACAUCCAAUACUCUAAAAUAUGAAAAAGGGAGUACAUUGUUCUUCUUUUCUCAUCGUGUCACACCAGA
Molecule: messenger RNA, 5627 nt
Organism: Perca flavescens (yellow perch)
Lineage: Eukaryota; Metazoa; Chordata; Actinopteri; Perciformes; Percidae
Product: zinc finger MYM-type protein 4-like
Exons: 29
Coding region: 278-5287 (1669 amino acids)
Molecular function (GO): zinc ion binding
Source: RefSeq, a predicted model, not a curated record